Mytilus californianus (California mussel) is the source of this 3504-nucleotide messenger RNA. RefSeq lists its product as uncharacterized. Gene Ontology annotation, molecular function: DNA-binding transcription factor activity. Bases 108 to 1025 code for a protein of 305 amino acids. Lineage: Eukaryota; Metazoa; Mollusca; Bivalvia; Mytilida; Mytilidae. Gene Ontology annotation, biological process: regulation of DNA-templated transcription. The transcript is spliced from 4 exons. The record is from RefSeq and is a predicted model, not a curated record.
CACAUCCACAAGGUACGCCAUUUUCAUGCAGACACGGGAAAGAAACAAAGGGUUUUAAAUUAACCUUAACUGCAGUAAAUUGUUAAGCUCCCUGGUUUGCUUCAAUCAUGUCAUAUAUAGAUUCUUUUGUUAUCAAUGACAAUAUCACAAUUGAUUCCAAAUCUUGCUCUAGUGAUGAUUUAUUUGAGGGCAUUUUAGAUGAUUACACACUUGUGAACGAUGGAACACGUGAAACAAAUGCAACAUCAGACGAACAAUUAAUUACUCAUUUGACAGGUUCCUCACACCACUCAGAGCCGAACACAAUGAAAUAUUCUGUACAAUAUUUAAAAUCACAAACUACAUGCAUGUCAAAAAAUGCAAUUCUUGCAAGAGAAAAUCGACAAAAGAAGAAGGAAUAUGUCACAAAUUUGGAAGCAAGUGUCGAAAAAUUGCAUGUCCAAAAUUCAAACUUGAUGUCAAAGAUGGGGUCAAUGGAAUCCGAAAUGUCUGAUUUAGUGGCUGAGGUUGAAUAUCUCAAAGGUGUAAUUGCUAAUCAGAGCACCCUUUCAAAACUGAUUGGUUCAGUAUGUUCAACUCCUGGGGUACGAUUUUAUUCCUCAUUUAAUGUUAGCAAUAAAUGUCCCACAAAUGUAAGCAAGGACGAAAAUGACAAUACCAAUUUUAGAAAACGUAAAAGUUCAGUAUUUGAUGACAGCCCGAGCCAAGAAAAUCGGGAAAAUGUAGAAUCUUCUAUUAAUGUGAAGAGAGGUGUAAGAAGAUCUACAAGAAAUAUAAGCAAUAAUAGUGUUGACAAAUCUGAAAAUCAGGAAAAAAAGAGACAAGGCCACUCUGAAAAUCAGGAAAAUAAGACAAUUAGCAACUCUGAAAAUCUGAUGAAUGGAAUUUGCCUUCAUGUAGCGGGAGAUGCAGUGUCAUUGGAGUUCUGUGCUACAUGUUCAAAAAUGGCUACAAACACAAAGAAAGCAGCAAAUGUGUCAGCUUCACAUGUACUGAGAGAAAAAGUUCGGAAAAGAAAGAAAUGAAUUUCUCAAAACGGUGGAGUAUUAAUCAAAUGUUGAUGACCAUAUCUCAGGUGAUUUGAGAAGCGAUAUCUCAAAUAGAGAAGCGAUUACAUUAUAUAUAAGAUUGAUAACUGAUUACAAAUGUUUGGGGAGUAGUGGCAAAAGCCUUUAUGUCACCUUCCUGGAGUAUAAACAGUGGCAGAGACCUCCAUAACACCUGCCUGGAGGUCAAACAGUGGCAGAGACCUCCAUAACACCUGCCUGGAGGUCAAACAGUAGCAGAGACCUCCAUAACACUUGCCUGGAGGUCAAACAGUGGCAGAGACCUCCAUAACACCUGCCUGGAGGUCAAACAGUGGCAGAGACCUUCAGAACAACUGCCUGGAGGCCAGACAGUGGCAAAGGCCAUCAUAUCACCUGUCUGGAGAUAGAGAAUAGCUGUGUAACAGAAUAAAUUUGAAAUUUGAAGUACAUUUGAUAAGAUUUAACAUAAAAACGAUAGGGUAAAUGUUCUGCCCUUAUAGAUUGAAAGCUUAUUGGGAAUUGAUAUGUGGUUGAGUGUGUAUAUUCCAGUGUAGGAAUUGCAAGUGGAACAAAAAAAGGAACAAAUGAAUUUUAAGAAACAGCACACACAAAUAAAUUCUGAACCAAUAUUAUUAUAUAGCUGUGUGAAUGAAUACAUUGUAGUCUAGUCUUGUCCUUUGCUUGUUCACAGAGAAUUUUUUAUAAAGUUUCUUUUUGCAUCUAUCCUCUGAAGACUAAUAUUAAAUCCAUUCAGGACUCCUGGGUUUUGUGGUUGCUGAUUGAGGCCCAAUGAAAGAUUGGGAAACAUUAUGUGUCACACAUCUGUUCAUUAUACAUGAAUUUCAGAGUUAUAAAUGGUUCCAAUAUACUGUCAACUCACCUGCUCACAGUAAAUUCAGGUAUUUUUAUAUAUCCAAUUUUUUGGAGGAAUUCCUGUUAUUCUUUUAAGCUCAACUGUCCCAUCGGGUCAAGUGAGCUUUCCUCAUCACUUGGUAUCCGUCAGCGUCUGUUUACUUUUACAAAAAUCUUCUCCUCUAAAACUACUGGUCCAUAUUAACCAAACUUGGCUACAAUCAUCAUUGAGGUAUCUAGUUUAAAAAAUGUGUGGUGACCCCUCCUGCCGACCAAUAUGGCAGACAUGGUUAAAAAAAGAACAUAGGUGCAGAAUGAAAAUUUUGUCUAUUAUCUUGAAAACCGCUAUGGAUAGAGAAAAUCUGACAGAGUAGAAAUGUUCAGAAUGUUGUGAUCGUCCUACUGUCUGUUUACAUCAAAACUGUUGGGAGGCUUCUUGUUAAAAAGUGUAACUUAAACUCAUUGGUACAAAUGUAUAAUAUCUAAAAACAAAAAAGGGGAUGUUGUUCAUUUCAUUUUUAUAAGGAAUAACUUGCAAGUGUAAGAUUUCAAUGGAAGUACAUGUAAUAUUUUGAUUUCUAAAAAAAAUUAAUUUUAUUGCAAGUGUAGAGAUCAUUGUGGAAUAUGAUUCCAUGUGCAGAAAUUUAAAAUUGAUUUAAUUUAAUUAAAGUGGAUGUUUUACUAUUUUUAGGCCCCCGCCGUAGCGGAGGGGGGCAUUAAGUUUUACCCUUGUAUGUCUGUACUUACGUACGUCCCAAAAUUGGUUUCCAUUCUAUAACUUUAGUUUGCCUCAACCAAAUGUUAUGAAACUUAUACACAAUGCUUAUUACCACAAAACAAAGAAUUAAGUUUGAAUUUUGGUGGCGUCACUUUUACCGUUCUAGAGUUAUGCCCCUUUACAAAUGGAAAAAUUGCUGAAUUUUUCGUUUCCGUUCUCUAACAUUAGUUUACCUCAACCAAAUGUUAUGAAACUUAUACACAAUGCUUAUUACCAUGAAACACAGAUUAAGUUUGAAUUUUGGUGGCAUCACUUUUACCAUUCUAGAGUAAUGCCCCUUUACAAAUGGAAAAAUUGCUGAAUUUUUUCGUUUCUGUUCUCUAACUUUAGUUUGCCACAAUCAAAUUUUAUGAAACUUAUAGACAAUGCUUAUUACCACAAAACACAGAUCAAGAUUCAAUUUUAGUGGCGUCACUUUUACCGUUCUAGAGUCAUGCCCCUUUACAAAUGGAAAAAUUGCUGAAUUUUUUCUUUUCCGUUCUCUUACUUUAGUUUGCCUCAACCAAAUGUUAUGAAACUUAUGCACAAUGCUUAUUACCACAACACUCAGAUCAAGUACAAAUUUUACAGUUCUUGAGUUAUAUCCCUUUAUAAUGUUAUAUGCAUGUGGGGGCAUCAUCUGUGUCCCAUGGACACAUUCCCCAUUUUCUCCUAAGGAUUUUACAGUUAUCUUGUUUAUUUAAAAGCUUACAAAUUAUGAAAUCAAAUCUGUUUCUUUGGCUUAAUAGAAAUAUUGAUAAAGGUUAUAAUUAUACUGUUGUUCAAUCACAGCACCUCAUAUUUUUAGGAAGAAAUAUUUAUUUGCUAAUUUAUAGUUCCUAGCAAUACUAAAAUGUUUUUUCUGUA